Hydatigera taeniaeformis is the source of this 1698-nucleotide messenger RNA. Lineage: Eukaryota; Metazoa; Platyhelminthes; Cestoda; Cyclophyllidea; Taeniidae. The record is from the annotation of a GenBank genome assembly.
AUGGAAUCGGCCUCGGACUCAUCAUCAAAUUACCUCUCCCCUCAUGUCCAAAACAUUGCUCUGCUCGUAUGUUCCGAAUUCGAGCGCCUCAUAUCGCGGUAUGGAGAGGGAGUUGUUGAUGGGAUUGUGCCCAUCAUGAUUCAAACCCUUGAGCAAGUCGAGCAGUUGCAUGAAGCUAACGAACUACUGCAAGCAUCUUGGGCUCGGGAUGAGCUGCGAGUAGAGUCAUUAACUCUUAAAUUGGAUCGGGAAAUCAAAGGUAGACGCGCAGCAGAAGAACGUGUGAUAGAACUGGAGGAUGAAAUCGCUGACUUGACGAUACGAACGAACAAACAGUCUACCAACUAUACUAGGCUUAUCCACGUCCUCGAGGCGAAGUGCGCUGCGGCAAGCGACUAUAUGGGGUUAUGCUUUGUCUUAGUCACUCGACAGGAGGCUAAAGAGGCUGAGCUACGUCUUGAUUUGACCAACGCACAGAAUCGCUUUAAUGAGCUUCUUCGCUCUCGCGUGGCUCAUGUUGAGCGUGUCCGCAAUCAUGUGAACUCCAUCUUGACUGAAAGAUCCUCCAUAUCUGAGUGCCACCGCCUCACUUCAACUGGAAGUAUAAGCCACCGGGAUUCAAUAUGCCCGACAAAAGAAUCGUUGGUCUUUCCGUCUCCUUUUCAUAGGACGGAUUAUGAGCGCUAUCUGGGUGAACAAUCUCUAACUAGGAUGGUAUCUGAGGAUUUAGAUCUCGUUUCUGAAGUGUCAGAUGGCUGUGACUUUUUGGGCAGUGAAUCUCUCGAAGCAGAGGUGAAGAAACUGUUGAUCGAGAACCAGGAGCUUACUGAGAUGAAGCAAGCUCUCAACGUUUUGAAAGAUGACCUAUUAACUCGCAUUGACGAUAUCUCCGGGGAAAACCAAAUUCUCAAAAGCGACCUUAAAACAUGUCAAGAGGAGUUGGCGGCAGAGCGUCAACGGGCGAGAAAUCGGGAGCAUCAGCUUGUUGAGCGUGUCCAGCGCCUUACCAGCAAGCUGCGAGCCAUGGAGUUGCAUGAGGGAGGAAGCCGUAGCGCUCUCACCAGAUGCGCUUCCUUAGAUCUAGGUGGCAAACCCUCAACCAUUCAAGCAUCAGGGCGGAGGCGGAUUCACAGCUGCUCUGCUGCCCUACCGACAAUAAAGUCUAAGCCACAGCAACAACAAAGACAAGACUCCAAGAGAGCGCCGUUAGAACGAGUCGAAAGCACCAACAGAGGGACGCUGAAACUGACCAAGCGCGAGGUUGACCGUGUGCUUAUGGAGCGCAAUUACUACAAGGAGCGUUAUUUAGAGGCAAAGACCAGAUUGUGCGCAAUUGAGAACCCUUGCCUUGUUCAGCAACCCUUUGCACACAUGCGCAAACGCGAAAUCGCCUCCGUCCUCGUUUCGAGGAUUUUCCAGUCGAUGCACAACUUCGCCAGCGACGUGGCACAAGGGUUGGAUGGGCUUAUCGCUCCAGCGGAAAACUCUACCCCGCCGCCCUCCUCCAGCCGAACUUCAACUGCCCUGUGGAACAUACUUGGUAACUUUGUUGGACAGGCCGUGACCUACACUGCUGAUGCUGUAAUCGGAACUGGAAGUGAUCUCCCACUCGAUGUCUCGAGGCCAGUCAUAACAGCCAACAUCAACUCAAGGCUUCCCAUUGCUCCGCCACAUCCAAGAAACCAGCCAUCGCCAUAA